This is a messenger RNA of Erythranthe guttata (spotted monkey flower), 1170 nucleotides long. NCBI's taxonomy places the organism in Eukaryota, Viridiplantae, Streptophyta, Magnoliopsida, Lamiales, Phrymaceae. The record is from RefSeq and is a predicted model, not a curated record.
AUGGAGAAUAAUCAUCAAGAUUAUGAAUCUGCGUACCAAUAUCCACCAGGUUAUCGAUUUGCACCAAAGGAUGAAGAGCUAAUCGCUGAGUACUUGGUCAAGAAGAUCAACAAUCAGCCGAUCCCCAUUGACGAAAUCAGAGUUGUCGAUUUUUACAAAUAUAAUCCUGAUACUUAUUCAGGUGGAUAUCCAACACUUGGAGAUAAUGAAUGGUAUUUUUUCACAUUGAGGAAUAAAAAAAACCCGAAAGGAUCGAGGCCCGAUCGGACGGCCAACAACGGAUACUGGAGGGCUACCACAGCAGAUACACCUAUUAAAAAUAUUGAUGGUGUCACUAUUGGAUCAAAGAGGUCUUUGAAUUUCUGGGAAGGAUUACAUCCAAAUAGGUCAAUUAAGACUGAUUGGAUUAUGCACGAAUUUAUUGCUGCUACUAAUAAUCAACAACCUUCUCGAAACAAAAGGGACAGAAACGACACGAAGUUUGACGAUUGGGCGUUGUGCCUCGCUGCACACGGCCGCCAAUUUGAUCAAGAAGUUCAACAAUUAGUUGCACCAGCACCAGCACCAGCAAAUCUACUUCCCGGUUUCGACAUUCGUGUGCAGUCAGAAAAUCUACUUGCACCAGCACCAGCACCACAGAAUCUACUUCCCGAUUUCGACAUUCGUGUGCAGUCAGAAAAUCUACUUGCACCAGCACCAGCACCACAGAAUCUACUUCCCGAUUUCGACAUUCGUGUGCAGUCAGAAAAUCUACUUGCACCAGCACCAGCACCACAGAAUCUACUUCCCGAUUUCGACAUUCAUGUGCCAGAAUAUCUACUUGCACCAGCACCAGCACCAGCACCAGCACCAGCACCACAGAAUCUACUUCUCGAUUUCGACAUUCAUGUGCCAGAAUAUCUACUUGCACCAGCACCAGCACCAGCACCAGCACCAGAGGGCGAGUUGCCGUCGGAUUUGGCAUUAUAUUGGAGUAGUAUAUUGGAGGGAUUACCGAUUGAAGAAGGAAAAGAACCCGCAAGAGAGGCGGCUGAUUUGCCGUCAGAAGAUUCAGCCAAGGAAUUUGCAAACGAUGAUGCGUUUUGGAGUAGCGUUUUGUAUGAUGAUGAAGAAGCUCAGGGCGAGGCUGCCUAUGCGGUCGCCGAAAAGACAGACAUUUAUAAGUUUUGA